GGAGGAGGGGAAUCUCCCGCCAUUUUUCAAUAAUUUCCUCUGGUGCCGCUGAGGAGGAGUCGUGAUUGCAGGACUCGGGGGCCUGGAGCGAAGGUUGGCCGGAGGCUGCCGGGCGGCGCAGAGGCGGGCGCGGGAGUUCUGUGCCUUCGCGUUGCGCUGCAUGGAUCUUGCGCGGCCGCGCUAGCACUGAGGGAGCCGGAGUUCGCGCCGCCCUAUCACCCCUCCCCCCCCCACCCCCGGGAGCGCGGCGCUCGCUCCGGCCGCUGGGCCUAGUGUGGCGCCGCGGGCUCUCCGAGGGGCCGCCGCUGCCUUCCUUGCCGCUGACCAGGGCGCCGCAGAGAAAGGCCGCCGCCGCGAUGGCGCCGCUCCUGGGCCGCAAGCCCUUCCCGCUGGUGAAGCCGCUUCCCGGAGAGGAGCCGCUCUUCACUAUUCCGCACACGCAGGAGGCCUUCCGCACCCGGGAAGAGUAUGAAGCCCGCUUGGAAAGGUACAGUGAGCGCAUUUGGACAUGUAAGAGUACCGGAAGCAGUCAGCUAACACACAAGGAGGCCUGGGAGGAGGAACAGGAAGUUGCUGAACUUUUGAAGGAGGAGUUUCCUGCUUGGUAUGAGAAACUUGUUCUGGAAAUGGUUCACCAUAAUACAGCCUCCUUAGAGAAGCUAGUAGAUACUGCUUGGUUGGAGAUCAUGACCAAAUAUGCUGUGGGAGAAGACUGUGACUUUGAGGUUGGAAAGGAAAAAUUGCUCAAGGUGAAGAUUGUGAAGAUUCAUCCUUUGGAGAAAGUGGAUGAAGAAGCCACUGAGAAGAAAUCUGAUGGUGCCUGUGAUUCUCCGUCAAGCGACAAAGAAAAUUCCAGUCAAAUUGCUCAGGACCAUCAGAAGAAGGAGGCAGUUGUAAAAGAGGAUGAAGGAAGGAGAGAGAGUAUUAAUGACAGGGCACGUAGAUCGCCACGAAAACUCCCCACUUCACUAAAAAAGGGAGAGAGAAAAUGGGCUCCUCCAAAAUUUUUGCCUCACAAGUAUGAUGUGAAACUACAAAAUGAAGAUAAGAUCAUCAGCAAUGUACCAGCAGACAGCUUGAUUCGUACAGAGCGACCACCAAACAAGGAGAUACUUCGAUACUUUAUACGGCAUAAUGCGUUGCGAGCUGGUACUGGUGAAAAUGCACCUUGGGUCGUGGAAGAUGAAUUGGUGAAGAAAUAUUCCCUGCCCAGCAAGUUCAGUGAUUUUUUACUUGAUCCAUACAAGUACAUGACUCUCAACCCUUCGACUAAGAGGAAGAAUACUGGAUCCCCGGACAGGAAGCCCACAAAGAAAUCCAAGACAGACAACUCUUCUCUGAGCUCACCACUAAAUCCUAAGUUAUGGUGCCAUGUACACUUGAAGAAAUCCUUGAAUGGCUCCCCACUCAAAGUGAAGAACGCAAAGAAUUCCAAAUCUCCAGAAGAGCAUCUAGAGGCAGUGAUGAAGAUGAUGUCACCCAACAAGCUACAUGGUAACUUUCACAUUCCUAAGAAAGGCCCACCUGCCAAGAAACCAGGGAAGCAUAGUGACAAACCUUUGAAGGCAAGGGGGAGAAGCAAAGGCAUAAUGAAUGGACAGAAAUCCACAGGGAAUUCCAAAUCUCCCAAAAAGGGUUUGAAGACUCCCAAAACCAAAAUGAAGCAGAUGACAUUGUUGGAUAUGGCCAAAGGCACUCAGAAAAUGACACGAGCCCCACGGAAUUCUGGGGGCACACCUAGGUCUUCUAGCAAACCUCAUAAACAUCUGCCUCCUGCUGCCUUACACCUCAUUGCCUAUUACAAAGAAAACAAAGACAGGGAGGAUAAGAAGAGUGCCCUGUCCUGUGUUAUCUCCAAAACAGCACGUCUUCUCUCUAAUGAAGAUAGAGCCCGCCUCCCCGAAGAAUUGCGAAGUAUUGUUCAAAAACGCUAUGAGCUUCUAGAGCAUAAAAAGAGGUGGGCCUCUAUGUCUGAAGAACAACGCAAAGAAUAUUUGAAAAAGAAACGAGAGGAGUUGAAAGAAAAGUUGAAAGAGAAAGCCAAGGAACGGAGAGAAAAAGAAAUGCUUGAGAAACUAGAAAAGCAGAAGCGAUACGAGGACCAAGAGCUGACUGGCAGAAACCUUCCAGCAUUUAGACUGAUGGAUACCCCUGAGGGGCUGCCCAACACACUGUUUGGGGAUGUGGCCAUGGUGGUGGAAUUCUUGAGCUGCUAUUCUGGGCUACUCUUACCAGAUGCUCAGUAUCCUAUUACUGCCGUGUCCCUUAUGGAAGCCUUGAGUGCAGAUAAGGGUGGUUUUUUAUACUUGAAUAGAGUGUUGGUCAUCCUCUUACAGACCUUAUUACAAGAUGAAAUAGCAGAAGACUAUGGUGAAUUGGGAAUGAAGCUCUCAGAAAUCCCUCUGACUCUGCAUUCUGUUUCAGAGCUGGUACGGCUCUGCUUGCGCAAAUCUGAUGUUCAGGAGGAAAGCGAGGGCUCGGACACAGAUGACAACAAAGACUCAGCACCAUUUGAGGACAAUGAAGUACAAGAUGAGUUCCUAGAGAAGCUGGAGACCUCUGAAUUUUUUGAGUUAAGAUCAGAGGAGAAGCUACAGAUCUUGACAGCACUCUGCCACCGGAUUCUGAUGACAUACUCAGUGCAAGAUCAUAUGGAAACCAGACAGCAGAUGUCUGCCGAGUUGUGGAAGGAACGGCUUGCUGUGUUGAAGGAAGAAAAUGAUAAGAAGAGAGCAGAGAAACAGAAGCGGAAAGAGAUGGAAGCCAGAAAUAAAGAAAAUGGAAAAGAGGAGAAUGGGUUAAGUAAAACUGAUAGGAAAAAAGAAAUUGUGAAAUUUGAGCCCCAAGUUGACAUGGAAGCCGAAGACAUGAUUAGUGCUGUGAAGAGCAGAAGGCUGCUUGCCAUUCAGGCUAAAAAGGAACGGGAAAUCCAGGAGAGAGAAAUGAAAGUGAAAUUAGAACGUGAAGCUGAAGAAGAACGAAUACGGAAACACAAAGCAGCUGCUGAGAAGGCUUUCCAGGAAGGGAUAGCCAAAGCAAAAUUAGUUAUGCGUAGGACUCCUAUUGGUACAGAUCGAAACCAUAAUAGAUAUUGGCUCUUCUCGGAUGAAGUUCCAGGAUUGUUCAUUGAAAAGGGCUGGGUACAUGACAGCAUUGACUACCGAUUCAGCCAUCACCAUAGAGACUGUGCAGACUCUCCUGAUGAGGAUUACUAUCCUCGCAGUAAGAAAGCAAACCCAGGCAGAAGUACAAGCAUGAACACACAACAUGGGCCAUCAGCAGAAAUUGCUGUAGAGACCACCGUACCCAAACAAGGACAGAAUCUAUGGUUUUUGUGUGAUAGUCAAAAGGAACUGGAUGAGUUGCUAAACUGCCUCCACCCUCAGGGAAUAAGAGAAAGCCAGCUUAAAGAGAGAUUAGAGAAGAGGUACCAGGAUGUUAUUCAUUCUAUCCAUCUUUCCCGGAAGCCAAAUUUGGGUCUUAAAUCCUGUGAUGGCAACCAGGAGCUCUUAAACUUUCUUCGAAGUGAUCUCAUUGAAGUUGCAACAAGGUUACAAAAAGGGGGACUUGGAUAUGUGGAAGAAACAUCAGAAUUUGAAGCUCGGGUGAUUUCAUUAGAGAAACUGAAAGAUUUUGGCGAGUGUGUGAUUGCCCUUCAGGCCAGUGUCAUAAAGAAAUUUCUCCAAGGCUUCAUGGCUCCCAAGCAAAAGAGAAGAAAACUUCAAAGUGAAGAUUCAGCAAAGACUGAAGAAGUAGAUGAAGAGAAAAAAAUGGCAGAGGAAGCAAAGGUUGCAUCUGCACUGGAAAAAUGGAAGACAGCAAUCCGUGAAGCUCAGACUUUUUCCAGAAUGCAUGUUCUACUUGGGAUGCUUGAUGCCUGUAUCAAGUGGGAUAUGUCAGCAGAAAAUGCUAGAUGCAAAGUUUGUCGAAAGAAAGGUGAAGAUGACAAACUGAUCUUGUGUGAUGAGUGUAAUAAAGCCUUCCACCUGUUUUGUCUGAGGCCGGCCCUCUAUGAAGUACCAGAUGGUGAGUGGCAGUGCCCAGCUUGCCAGCCUGCUACUGCCAGGCGCAACUCCCGUGGCAGAAAUUAUACCGAAGAAUCUUCCUCUGAGGAUGGUGAAGAUGAUGAGAGCAAUUCAGAGGAAGAAGAGGAAGAAGAGGAGGAGGAGGAGGAAGAUUAUGAGGUGGCUGGUUUACGAUUGAGACCUCGAAAGACUGUCCGGGGCAAGCAGGGCAUCAUCCCUCCUGUGGCAAGGCCAGGUCGACGACCAGGUAAGAAGCUGCAUCCUACCAGGAGGUCUCGGCCGAAGGCACCGCCUAUGGUACAAAGGAUCACCGAGGUUGAUGAGCUGGUGCUUCAGACCAAGCGGAGCUCCCGGAGGCAAAGCCUGGAGCUGCAGAAGUGUGAAGAGAUCCUCCACAAGAUCGUGAAGUACCGCUACAGUUGGCCUUUCAGGGAGCCUGUGACCCGAGAUGAGGCUGAAGACUACUAUGAUGUGAUUACCCACCCCAUGGACUUUCAGACAGUACAGAACAAAUGUUCCUGUGGGAGUUACCGCUCUGUGCAGGAGUUUCUCACAGACGUGAAACAAGUGUUUAUCAAUGCUGAGCUUUACAACUGCCGUGGUAGCCAUGUGCUAAACUGCAUGGUGAAGACAGAACAGUGUCUGGUGGCUCUGUUGCAUAAACAUCUUCCUGGCCACCCAUAUGUCCGCAGAAGACGCAAGAAGUUUCCUGAUCGGCUUGCUGAAGACGAAGGGGACAGUGAGCCAGAGUCUGUUGGACAGUCCAGGGGACGAAGACAGAAGAAAUAGAGAGGCAGGGCCCUGGUAAGGGAGCCGAGGUUGGGGGAGUAGAAGGAGAGGGCAAGGGAAGGGUAGGAGAGCAGGAGAGGAAGGUUGCAAAGGAACUUGGAAUGGAGGAGUUCACAGGAAGUCUAGAAAUGCCCGUCAUCUCAAGCUUGUGCUGUUUGUCUAAAACUCUCCUCAGGGCAGUCUUUAAGCAAAGCUCUUUGGGGAGUCUAGUAUAUUGGGUUGGUGGUCUCUGCCUAGAAAGAUUAUGGACAGAAGGCCUACACCCCACCCCACCCUUUCUGAGUUUCCAGGAAGAGUCCAAGGGCAUGGCUUUGUGAACGCACUGCCUUUCCCUUUCUUCUUUCCCAAGGCCCCUCCCACUUUGGUCACCACAGCCAGUGCCAAGCCACUCUGGUCUCCAGGGGAGGGAAUACCGCAUUACAUAGAAGGAUCGCGAGUAAUCAGGCCAGCUGGAGAGACAGUGUUGAUUCUUUCUCUCUCUCCAAUCUGUAUUUAUAUACAGUCUUGUUUCUUUUAAGCCCGUGCUCUGUCUCUUCCUCCUUCCCCCUCUCAGGUGGCAGUAUCAGUGAGUGCCAUACAGAAUUCUCUGUUCACCAGCAUUAUGAAACAGUAGUGAUCUUUUGAGUUGAUCUUGGCAGAGUGAAGGGACAUUUCCCAGAACCAUUCCUGAACACUUCUCCCCUUUGGGACAACCUUCUCCCCACCCCUCACCCCCUCAAAAAAAAAAAAAAACGAAAACCUAAGGCACUUCACUUAGAGACUGGAGUCCUGCUUAUAAUCAUGCAUAUAACCUUUA
This is a messenger RNA of Choloepus didactylus (southern two-toed sloth), 5610 nucleotides long. It is a transcript of the gene BAZ1B, whose product is annotated as bromodomain adjacent to zinc finger domain 1B. Gene Ontology annotation, biological process: chromatin remodeling. Gene Ontology annotation, molecular function: protein binding; histone H2AXY142 kinase activity. Bases 357 to 4814 code for a protein of 1485 amino acids. Gene Ontology annotation, cellular component: WICH complex. The record is from RefSeq and is a predicted model, not a curated record. The transcript is spliced from 19 exons. Lineage: Eukaryota; Metazoa; Chordata; Mammalia; Pilosa; Megalonychidae.